Lachancea thermotolerans CBS 6340 is the source of this 324-nucleotide messenger RNA. It is a transcript of the gene RPP2A, whose product is annotated as ribosomal protein P2 alpha. The record is from RefSeq and is a predicted model, not a curated record. Bases 1 to 324 code for a protein of 107 amino acids. The transcript has a single exon. Gene Ontology annotation, molecular function: structural constituent of ribosome. Gene Ontology annotation, biological process: cytoplasmic translational elongation. Lineage: Eukaryota; Fungi; Ascomycota; Saccharomycetes; Saccharomycetales; Saccharomycetaceae. Gene Ontology annotation, cellular component: ribosome; cytosolic large ribosomal subunit.
AUGAAGUAUUUGGCUGCCUACCUGUUGUUGAACGCCGCCGGCAACUCUGCGCCAAGCGCGGAGAACGUCAAGACCGUUUUGGAAUCGGUCGGGAUCGAGGUCGAGGAGGACAAGGUCUCCUCGCUGGUCAGCUCCUUGGAGGGCAAGUCCGUGGAGGAAUUGGUCGCCGAGGGUAACGAGAAGUUGUCCGCCGUGCCAGCUGCUUCCGGCAGCGGUGCCCCAGCCGCCGGCGCUGCCGCCGGCGGUGAGGCCGCCGAGGAGGACGCGCCUGAAGAGGCUGCGGAGGAGUCCGACGACGACAUGGGAUUCGGCCUGUUCGACUAA